AUGGAGUGGGGAGUGCGUGCGGGAAGCAAUGGGGACACUAGUAGGAGAUAUGAAAACAAAGCUGGGAGUUUCAUUACUGGAAUAGAUGUAACCUCCAAGGAAGCAAUUGAGAAAAAGGAACAAAGAGCAAAACGCUUUCAUUUUCGAGCUGAAGUGAAUCUUGCCCAAAGGAAUGUGGCACUGGAUCGGGACAUGAUGAAGAAAGCAAUUCCUAAAGUGAGACUGGACACAAUUUACAUUUGUGGGGUGGAUGAGAUGAGUACGCAGGACAUAUUUGCCUAUUUCAAAGAGUAUCCUCCUGCUCAUAUCGAGUGGUUAGAUGAUACAUCAU
Molecule: messenger RNA, 331 nt
Organism: Balearica regulorum gibbericeps (East African grey crowned-crane)
Lineage: Eukaryota; Metazoa; Chordata; Aves; Gruiformes; Gruidae
Source: RefSeq, a predicted model, not a curated record